AUGUUGUUCAUCUUCAUCUUUCUGUCGAUUUGGCUUCUUCCUAUUCACUCGUGUCCGUUAACUGAUGAAUAUCUCUCUCGUUGCCACUGUGGAAUCUUAACCAAUGGUGAAUCUUAUAUCAAAUGUGAAGAAAAUUCUCUCAAUGAAAUUCCCAAAUUCAAACGUUCAUUUCCAUACGACGAAUUGAUCUUAACAAAUAACAAUAUCAAAUUUCUCACUGCAUCGUCAUUUAAUAACAUUAAAACGAUCAAGCGUAUCAAUUUAGUCGGCAAUGCACUCUCCUAUAUCGAUGAAGAUCUGCUACGAUUGUUGGGAAAUUACCUCGAAGAACUGACGCUAUCAGGUGAUACAGAAAUCGAUACUUUGGAAUUUCUCACACGUUAUCCAUUGAAGAAAUUGCGUGUGUUGAAACUAAAUGAUUUCAAUCUAAAUCACGUGAAUCUUCAGAAUAUUUUUAUCAAUAUGACCAAAUUGGAAGUUUUGUUUUUACAAUCGUGUCAAAUCAAACAGAUUCCACAUUUGAACCAUAUUCAAGUUUUAAACUUAGAAAACAAUCUACUUUCAAAGUCGAUCUUUCUGUCGACAACAUACGCACAGCUGAAUCUGGCGAAUAAUCAACUCUCAUCGAUUAUUUUACAGAAUAAUCCCGAUUUGAUCUCAUUGAAUCUCUCGAGAAACUUCCUUCAAGAAUUUUACUCGUUAACCAUCUCCAAUAAGAAACUCUCAGUACUCGAUUUGAGUUUCAACCACUUGUCCACGAUUGACUGGACAAGUUUAAACGAGAAUCUAACUUCUCUCAAUCUCAGUCACAAUCAUUUCCAACAAAUUCAAAUCAAUUCACAUCCGAAAUCACUGACAUCACUGGAUCUCAGUUCCAAUCAAUUGAAAGCACUGGAAAAUCAUCCUCUCUACGAACAAUUAACCUACUUUAAUCUCAAUCAUAAUCUCUUAGAUUGUAAUUGUCAUUUGAAAUGGUUGACCAAUCUAACGAGACAAGCUCUCUUCACCUGUUCAUCAUCGAACGAUUUCCAAUGUCAAUCCAUGUUAAUACCACGUCUUUUAAAUUUCAAUAUAACUUAUAUUACAAUGGCAAGUAAAACUGGUCUACUGAUCGAAUGGAUUCUGAUUGAUAAUCAUCAAACGUUAUCGUUUAUUGAGAUCACCGUUGAUCAAAUGCUGAUUAAACUACCUGCGAAUCAAACACGUGUGUUUAUAUCGAACGACAUUCAAUCGAAUAAAUACUAUUACGUAUGUCUAAUCUUAAUACAUAAAUACUCUCGAGAUAAGUACUGCCGAGAUGUUCAAACUUGGGAACCACUGAUUGUCAAUCAGCUCGACUUCGACAAUAACGAAAUCGUUCAAUCGGACGGCAAAUCUGACCAUCAUGUUUAUUUGUUACUAAUCGGAACAUGUGCUGGCGGAUUACUGACCUUCAUAUUAUUAUUAACAUGUUGUUAUUUAUGUUAUCAAAUUCGCAAAUAUAAAACAUCGAACUGUCAGCCUGUUUAUGAGCAAUGUUCACAGCAAUAUCCGUAUCCUGUCUAUCAUUGUCCGCAUCAUCAAAUCAUCUACAAUUCGGAAAAUUUAUCGAACUCAACUGAUAGCAGCCAUAUUGAAGCAUCAUUAUCGCCAACACAGAAUCGCCAUCAUCAUCAACAUCAUUCAUGUAAUCACUCGAAACACAUUUAUCAAACGAUUGAUAGUCAGGACUUUUCAACAUUGAAUGGACAGAAUUAUCAGAUCUUUGAACUAUGGAAUCAAUCUUUGAAACAUAAAAGAUAG
Messenger RNA from Adineta ricciae, 1782 nucleotides. Lineage: Eukaryota; Metazoa; Rotifera; Eurotatoria; Adinetida; Adinetidae. The record is from the annotation of a GenBank genome assembly.